UCUCCCUUGCAACCAACAUUCACUGUUCCUCUUCUUCAUGUAAUACAGCGUUUGUGCUCCUCCACCCGUCCUCGUGGGGCCAUUUAAGCUUCUGCACUUUUUUUGUAUUUUCAGUUUCGUUCUCCUACCCUAUUUAUUUGAAGCACAGUUUGCUUCUCCCCCGAAGCAUCUACCUCGAGUCUCAGUUCCCUUUUAUGAACUCGAGUGAACGAUGAAAGAUUAUAACAUCAACAAUAAAAAUAAUGACAAGCAAACUGGGAACUGGGAUCUGGAGCGUUAAAAUUUAGUUUGCCACGUGUCACACAUCAGUGAAACAAACUGGGAACUGGACAAUUUGUGAAUCGGAGCAGAUCUGCAUCCACAGUAGUAGUAGUAAUGAUAAUCAAAAGUUCACUUUUUAGAUUCAUUGAAAAAGUGACGUAUCUGGUUUACAUUAUAGUUCAGAUACAUAAAUUAUUCGAUGAAUCUGAAAAGUUGAAUUUUGCUUAUAAUUAAAAAUGGAGGGAGUAACUAGUAGUAGUUGUGAAUAAUGAAUGGUAUGACUAGCUAUAGCUGUAAAUUUUGUGAGUAAUGAAUGACCUGCCUAGUUAGCUUUAGCUAGUCAGUAGUACCGUCCUUUCUCAGUUUUGUUUUGAACCAUACAUUGUAUUGUGGAUAGCUAUUUAGAAUUAUACUUAAAAACUGUACGGUAGUGGAUGUUGUAAGAUAGUACAGUAGACCAUAAAAGAACAAUCUUAUAAGGCAAAGAACAAUCUCAUGGUUGACUACAUAACACAGGUAAAGAACAAUCUGAUCUGAUGCUUUUGCUUGCUGUAGAAUUUUAUUUUGUACUCAGCAUUUGCAGAUUGGAAUCUCAUGGUUAAUCAUUCAUUUAUUCAUAAUUUUGUCUUUAAUUGCAGAUUAAUUGGUGAAAGAUCAGGAUAAUUAUUCAUAUACAUACAUACUAGCUGCCUACUUGAGCAUGCAUGGGCUGAAAUUAUAAGAACAUGAAUUGCAAUGAAAUUUACUCCUUAUUCUCUAGAUGCUAGCUGAUGCAGAGAAAGGAAAAGAUUGUUCAAUAGACUUGAGAACCGUGGGAUCUGUGGGGAUGGGGACAAAUAUUCCUCCGUGGGGAUGGGGAUGGAGGCAAAAUCUCCCCUGCGUGCACUUUGGGGCGAGGAAUGGGGAAGCUUCCCCGCACAUUCCCGCCCCGUUGACAUCCCUAGUUGUUACUACAUAAAUUUGUAUAUAUACAAGAUAAGAUGCAUGAGCAUGAGAACUAAGAAACCAAACAGCUGUUAUAUAGUGUCUUCUGUUUUUGAUUGCUGCACAACUUGAAUUGCAGCCAGCACUGUCCUAUUCCUUUGAUACUACCUAACUUUGAGCUAUUGAAAUUUAUUUAGAUGGCGAGUUUCCUUACUGAUUUGGUGAAGCCAUAUGUGGAGAAAUUGAUAAAUGGGGCAAUCACAGAAUCAAGUUAUAUAUGUUGUUUCACGUGCAUUGCUAAGGAUUUUGAAGAUGAAAAAACUAGGUUUGAAGUAGAAAGGACAACUUUCAAUCAACGCGUUGAUGUGGCAACUAGAAGUGGGGAAAAUGUUCAAGCUAAUGCUCUUUUAUGGAAAAAAGAAGCUGAAGAGCUCAUUCAAGAAGACACCAAAACAAAACAAAAUAUUUUUUUUGGAUUUUGUUGUGACUGCAUAUGGCGAUAUAGAAGGGGAAAGGAACUGGCAAAUAAGAAGGAGCAAAUAAAAAUUUUGAUAAAAACUGGAAAGGAACUUGCAAUUGGACUCCCUGCUCAUCUUCCAGAUGUUGAACGUUAUUCAUCCCAACACUAUAUUCCCUUUGAAAGUAGGGAAUCCAAAUACAAAGAGCUUUUGGAUGCACUGAACGAUGACAAAAAUUAUAUAGUCGGGUUGCAAGGGAUGGGGGGCACAGGAAAAACUACAUUGGCCAAAGAAGUGGGCAAGGAACUUAAGCGGUCCAAUCAAUUUACUCAUGUUAUCGAUACGACAGUGUCAUUUUCUCCUGAUAUUAAAAAGAUUCAAGAUGAUAUAGCUGGACCCUUGGGAUUGAAUUUUGAUGACUGUAAUGAAUCAGAUCGACCCAAAAAACUAUGGAGAAGAUUAACCAAUGGUGAGAAGAUUCUUCUAAUAUUGGAUGAUGUGUGGGGCGAUAUUGAUUUUAAUGAUAUAGGGAUUCCACACAUUGACUAUCACAAGGGUUGUAGAGUUUUUGUAACUACGCGCUAUCUGUGGGUGUGCAACAGACUAGAAUGCAGUAAGACAAUCCAACUUGAUCUCUUAUCCGAAGAAGACACAUGGAUCAUGUUCCAAAGGCAUGCUGGUCUAAGUGAAAUUUCAACAAAAAAUUUGCUCGACAAGGGCCGUAAAAUUGCAAAUGAAUGUAAAAGAUUACCAGUUGCAAUUGCUGCUAUUGCCAGUAGUUUGAAGGGCGAACAACGUCAGGAAAAGUGGGAUGUGGCCUUAAAUUCCUUGCAGAAACAUAUGGCCAUAGGCGGUGUUGAAUCUGUUGAUAACGAUUUGGUUGACACUUAUAAAUGUUUAAAGUUUAGCUAUGAUUAUCUCAAGGACGAAAAGGCCAAGAAAUUGUUCCUUUUAUGUUCUGUAUUCCCAGAAGAUGAAGAAAUCCCUACUUAUAUUCUAACCAGACUUGGCAUAGGAGUCGGCCUAUUUGAGGGAGGUUAUGACAAAUACAACAAUGCUAGAAAUCUAUUAGUUGUAGCCAAAAAUAAACUCCUCGAUUCAUGUUUACUGUUGAAGACAGAUGAAGGAGAUGUAAAAAUGCAUGACUUGGUUCGUGAAGUUGCCCAAUGGAUAGCGAACAAAGAGAUUUUAGCAGUAAAUUUUUCUAACAAAAAUCAAAAGUCAUUGGUUGGAAGGAAUAAUAUCAAAUACUUGUUAUUUGAUGGCAGUCCAAAUGAUUUGUGCCCCCCUAUGUUUGAUGGUUCUAAACUAAAGAUUCUGAUUUUAAGCAUGGUCACAGGUUGCUUUGUGGAUUCAUUCUUUGAAAAUAUUGCAGGGCUUCGAGUUUUGAUAUUAAUAUACAGAGGUGAAGAAAUAACUAUAUCAUUACCACGAUCAAUUCGGUCAUUGACUAAUAUUCGUUCUUUAUUAGUUAAAUGUGCGAAUUUGGGUGACAUCUCUGUUUUGGGAAACUUGCAAAGUCUUCAAACACUUGAUUUGAUCUUUUGUAUGAUUGACGAACUUCCACAAGAAAUUUCAAACUUGAAGGGACUUAGAUUGUUGAACUUGGAACUCUGUAGUAUUGAAAAUAAUAAUCCAUUUGAAGUUAUCCAGAGAUGCCCAUCCCUUGAAGAAUUGUAUUUCUGGAGUAGUUUCAAUGAUUUUUGUCAGGAAAUAACCUUACCUACAUCUACAUUGGAAAGGUAUCAUCUCACUGAUACAAUUUCCGAUUCUUCAGGAUCAAAAUGUGUGUCUCUUUAUAAUGAUUAUUUGUCAGAAGAAACAUUUAAACAUGUGAUGCAAACAGCAGAGCAUCUUAAGUUGAAAAGAAUUAAGAAGGGAUGGAGAAAUAUUAUGCCUGAAAUUGUUCCUAUAGAUCAAGGAAUGAAUGAUCUAAUUAAGCUUCAUUUGAAUGAUGAUUCACAACUACAGUUCCUCGUAGACACGAAACAUAUUGAUUCUCAAGUACCAAAUGUAUUUUCCAAGUUAGUUGUACUAAAGCUCAAUGAAAUGGAAAAUUUGGAAGAAUUAUGCAAUGGUCCCAUCUCCUUUGACUCUAUGAACAAUUUAGAGAAACUAACUAUCAAGUCUUGUGGAAAUUUGAGAAGUUUGUUCAAAGGCAAUGUAAAUCUCUGCAAUCUAAAGACCGUGAAAAUAGAAGCAUGUCCCACAUUAGUUUCUGUUUUUCAUCUGUCACCUUCUGGAAGCCUGCCGCUGUUGGAAGAAUUGAAUAUAAGUGAAUGUGGUAACUUGAAAAACAUAUUUACAUCUGAAAGAGUGGAUGGCGCGAUUGAAGUUAAUGGUGAUAAUGAUAAUAACAAGAGCUGCAACUCAUUGUUUCCAAAGCUCAAAGUUGUCAAAAUAGAUCAUUGUGAUAAGUUGACUUACAUAUUUGAGCAAGAAGUCAAACUGGAUUCACUAAUAGAAUUGGAGCUAAAAUGUGUGUCAAAUUUUAUCGGCAUAUUUCCAGAAUCUUAUCAUUCCAUUGAAAGGUCAUCUAAUUCCAUUUCCAAGCCACAAACAGAAUUGCAGGUGAAGCCAUUGAAAUCCAAUAUUAUAUUCUCUUGGAGUCAUAUAUGUUGUUAUAGAUACAAGUUGAAGGGUGCCACAAGUACUAAAGUCCCAUUGGUUAGUCAGGAUCAGCCACAAGCCUGCUCAAUCUCCACGGAAACAAGUUCAUAUUGUCCUAACAUAUGGGAACGUGCUCAAUGUCUUUCAAGACUAUCUCAUAUCAUUUGCAAUAUUAAAGUGAUCAAACUGGAGCGACUUUCAAAGAUAAAAUCAGUGUUUAUGUUGUCUAUUGCACCAAAAAUGUUGUCGUUGGAGAGCUUGACUAUUAUUGGUUGUGAUGAAUUGGAGCACAUAGUAGUAGACAUUGAAGAUGGGAGUGGUGGAAAUGAAUUGGGCAAUGUCUUCCCAAAAUUAAAAGAGCUCAAUGUUGAAAAAUGCGGGAAAUUGAAAUACAUAUUUGGGCACAUUAAUGCUAGUGAUGAUGAUCAUGAUCAAAACAACAAUGAAAUUCAACUUCAUCUUCCAGCAUUGAAAACUCUCAAGCUUGUUGAUCUCAAAAGUUUAAUCGGCAUGUCGCCCAAACAAUAUCACAUAACAUUUUCACCUUUGAAAGAAGUUGAACUCAAAGAAUGCUCUCAGGUUGAUGUUAAAUCUAUUGGUGAUUUUACCUUCCUUGCUUCAAUUUCAAGAUAUCAGGACAGUACAACUAUCAAGGAAUUCAGUGGGAACAUGGAACAUCUUCUAGCUUUGGAAAUGCUCAAUGUAUCUAAAUCCAAUGUAGAAAGUAUAGUAUGUCUCAGUGAAGAAAGUGAGCGGCAGAUAAACUUGGGGUUGCAAAACAUUAUUUUGCAUAAUCUACCUAUGAUGAUAUAUCUUUUUAUGGGUCCUAAAAAUGCAUUUGCCCUCAAAAACCUUAAAAGUAUAACCAUCUCUCAAUGUGAAAAAUUGGAAAUAGUUUUCUCCACCUCUAUUCUAAGAUGCCUAUCACAGUUGUCUCAUCUAAGAAUACAAGAAUGCAAUGAGUUGAAGCAUAUCAUUGAAGAUGAUGAUGAUAUUGAGAAUCAAGGAAUGUCAAAGACAUACUUCCCAGUGCUAAAAACCCUUGCAGUAGCAAUGUGCAAUAAGUUGAAAAGUGUCUUUCCGAUCUCCAUGAAGAACGAGCUUCCUCCUGAGUUAAAGGUUAUGAUGAUAGGUGAAGCACAUGAACUGAAAGAAAUAUUCAAAAGUGUAGGUGGUGAUAAUCAGAAAGUUGAGAUUCCAAAUCUGAAAGCUGUAGUAUUUGUCAACCUACCAAGCUUGUGCCAUGUCCAGGGAAUUCAAUUUCAGGCCGUAGAAAUCCAUUACAUAAAGAAUUGUAAAGAAUUGUCUCCGACAUCGUUAACAUCUAGCAGAAAUUUCGAAGCGUUUGGAAUAGCUGGCAUAGAUCUUGGUGUGCGUGUGAAUCUGAAUGGUCUAUUUAGAAAAUUAGAAUACAUGAUGGCAACAUCUUCACAGAAAGAAAUGAACCGAACACCAGAGACAAAGCAUGAAUUUAUUGAAAAUGUUCCUGAUUUAGAGAUACCAUCAGUGACAACAUUACCAACAAAUUCCCAAGAGUUGACAAGUGAAGAAUCAACAAGUCAACACUUACUUGGAGAAAUUGAUACUACCAUCAAACUUUCUCAAGGAGACUUUUUGGAAGGUUCUAUGUCUACCAUUUCAGAAACAAGGAAUGUGCCACCUAUACAUUUAGUUGAUCUUAAACAAAAGGGUAUUCAGGUAAGCGUUGAAGAAGGAACUGCAUCAACUAGUUAUGCCAACACAAUAACAUCAUCAACUCAUUUAGAAUCAGAAUAUGGUGAUGGCCAAAUAGGCAUACCUUUUCCAGUUUCAACUACAGAUUGUCUUAACAUCGCAGAUGUUAAUCUUGGAGACUCACACGAAACAACUCAAACUAACAAUCAAGUUUCUCUAAAUGAUAAUGCUGCCAUGCAAGUAAGCUCAACUAUUCAACAACAGUUUCAUAAAGAUGACGGAAUAAUAGUUUCUGGUUUAGAGAUGCCAUCAGCAGUAUAUUCACCAACAAACUCACAAUUGGAGGGUUCUACAUCAGAAAAAACAACAGAAGCAGCAACCAUGUCUACUACUUCAGAACUAAAGAAUGAGCCAGAUGGUAUGAAGAUAAGUGUGGAAGAUGGAACUACAUCAGCUAAUGCCAAGACAAUAACAUCAUCAACUCAUUCAAAAUCAGUGAGUUCAUCAUCAGGUUUAUCAACUACUUCUAAGUCGGAAACAUCUUCACCGGAAGAUGGAGAUGGCAAAAUAUCCAUACCCUCUUUUUCAACUGUCAAUACAAAGCCUCCUGCCACCAAAUAUGUUGAUAUUGGAGACUCACAGGAAAUUAUUGCAAUGGAAGACAUUAACAUGCUGAUCGAAGAAGACCCACUUCUUGCACUUCUUGCACUUGAGAAGCUUCUUACAGGACAAGUCUCGAUUUCCUCCGCUCGAGUUUUACUUCAAGAAUUGAAGACUUUGAUGGACUCAUCAUCAGACCUUGACCAUCUUGUAUCUAACCAAGAGUCUAUUACAAAAUUGAAUUCUCUUUUUCAUCGAUUGAAUCAAUAUCAAGGGAUGUUAACUUCUGACUUGAAGGACUUUGUUGAGAAGGUUCAGAACUUCUUCAAUGAAAACAUUAUCAGACACGCCACUGCUCAACAAGUACUCAAGAAGCACAACCAACUUCUUGAUUCGAAAACUGAUCUCAUGAACAAGCUUUGGAGUGUAAAGAGUACACAAACCCACAUUGAUAGUGAAACUUCAACUACCAAUGCUCAGAUACAUGAGCUCUCUUUACAAAUUGAUGAACUGACAAAAAGGUUGGCAGAUCUUGAGAAUCAAAGAGAUAGUUUGAAGUCGGUGGCAAACAAAUGUGAUGUUCAGAAGAUGAAGUUGAAGGCCGAAUGCACAGAAUUGGUCCAACAAAGUAAAAAAUUCUUUUCUGCACUUGCUUCAUCAGAGGUUGACCUAAGAGAAGCUGAGCAUGCGAGGGAUUUGGCAAAAGAAGGCUUUGCAAAUUUAAAAUCAUCAUUUCCUAGACUUUAGGAAGGAAUAAUAAGUUGCAAUAUUUUCUUAUGCGUGUGUUGCAUGUAAUAAUAUUUUUUAGUUUGAACUUUGUGUCGAAGGAUAUGUUUGUCAUAUUUCCUAGACUUCAAUUUUUUCAUGCUUAUGUUUGUGGUUGCUCUGUACUCUUUUUUCCUUGCCAGGUUUUAUCCCUCUGGGUUUUCCUGAAAAGGUUUUUAAUGAGGCAGAUGUUGAGUUCUCUUAGUUAUUCUGACUUGGGUUUUGGUCUAAUCCCCCAAGUGCUUUUGUAUCUUCCUUUUUAUUUAAUAAUAUUUUUAAAGUGCUGCAAAUGUUAUGUUUUGGUUUGUCAUGUUGGCAGCUAAGGGGUGCCAAUUUAGUUUGGAUAUCUUGGU
Messenger RNA from Trifolium pratense (red clover), 7645 nucleotides. RefSeq lists its product as uncharacterized. The transcript is spliced from 16 exons. The record is from RefSeq and is a predicted model, not a curated record. The coding region runs from base 1383 to 7274 and encodes 1963 amino acids. Gene Ontology annotation, molecular function: ADP binding. NCBI's taxonomy places the organism in Eukaryota, Viridiplantae, Streptophyta, Magnoliopsida, Fabales, Fabaceae.